Messenger RNA from Aspergillus steynii IBT 23096, 340 nucleotides. RefSeq lists its product as uncharacterized. Lineage: Eukaryota; Fungi; Ascomycota; Eurotiomycetes; Eurotiales; Aspergillaceae. Bases 128 to 301 code for a protein of 57 amino acids. The record is from RefSeq and is a predicted model, not a curated record. The transcript has a single exon.
AAGAAAAUCUGACUAUCGAUGGGUCCCUUUUUAUAACAAAGGGUGGUGUCCAAUUGUCAGAAGAGCUGAUCAAAUGCCCUUCUCGUAUAGCUCGUGAGAGUAAAUCUCGCUGCAGGAUGGGACCGGGAUGCGGGAUUUGAAUCAUUUGUCUCGGCCAAUAAGUGAGAUCAAUUUCCGGUCGUAUCCCACGAUGGCUCUGCACAUGGCCACCAAUGGUUCGUCAGUAUUGUUUGGUUUGAUUUCAUCCCGGGACCAGCCUCGGGACAAUAUUUUCCGAGGAGCAAUCAUGAUUUCUAUUUGAAGCCAUGGCUUGGAUGAUGCAUAAACCAUGAAGUUGGAU